Molecule: messenger RNA, 3640 nt
Organism: Halichondria panicea
Lineage: Eukaryota; Metazoa; Porifera; Demospongiae; Suberitida; Halichondriidae
Exons: 3
Coding region: 134-3457 (1107 amino acids)
Biological process (GO): cell surface receptor protein tyrosine kinase signaling pathway; positive regulation of phosphatidylinositol 3-kinase/protein kinase B signal transduction; positive regulation of neuron projection development
Cellular component (GO): signaling receptor complex; plasma membrane
Molecular function (GO): protein tyrosine kinase collagen receptor activity; ATP binding; collagen binding
Source: RefSeq, a predicted model, not a curated record
UCGGUCUGCCAGCCUACGAAGCAUACACAGUUAUACCAUAUACUGUAGUUCAAGGUCUGUAGCAGCCAGGUGCCCAAAACAGCUCAAGUAUAUCAGCAGUGUAAACACUAAGAGCCACACAACUGGAACAGCAAUGGGUCUUGUCAGGUAUCCACUCGGCACAUUACUGCUCUUGUUCAUCUUAGGAUGCAAAGCUCAAGGAGAAUUUACUCGUCCUUUAAGACAUACUCUACCAAAUGGUCUAACGUCACUGAAUGGGUCUGAUGCUAAUGGAGGCUGCCCUCAAGACUGUGUGGAUAAUGUGAAUAACCUUUGUCAAUGUUCUGAUGGUGUACCCUUUACUUCAACUCUCAUCGAUGGGGUGUGUCCUACAAGUGUGGACACCACUGAGCCAACUUGGGCGAGAGAUUUCUUUACUAUCAAUAGAAAUGUGGAGACUCAAGUAAUAAUUGGAUUUAACUGGAAUACUGGAUUCGCACUCAGAGGAGUUGAACUGAAACUGUUUGACUGUGCAACACUAAAUACUGACAUUCGUACCAUCAAUGUGUGGGAGUCCAUCAACUACCCAACCUUCAAUCCUACAGUUGCAACACAAAUAGGAAGUUAUGUAACAGAUGGAGACGAUCUGAACUGUAAUUCUGUGACAACAAUUGUUAUUCAACCAAAUGCAAAUGCAAAUUUCAGAGCCUAUUACAUUGAGUUUAAAUUCGAGCAAGGAGACAGUAACACUGACAUCUACAUAGCUGAGGCUAGAUUCAGUGACACAACUAUUACCAUCCCCAAUGAAGUCACUUCAUCUCCUCCAUCACCAGCUGUCACCUCAACCCCUCAACAACCCUCACCAUCCUCAAUAAUUAUCUCAACAUUUGUUCCAAUGAUGUCAUCUAUGGACACUACCCUAAUCAGCUCACCUGUUGCGACUGUAACGACUGCCCCAAUUCAAAAAACCAGUUCAUCGAAUCGAUUUUCAUCAACAAUGCAACUAAUACUAAUGCCCACACCUACACCUUUAGGCUUAUCCCCCUCCACUGACCCCUCUACUGACACCGUGCCCACCACAACUGACCCCCUGACUAACCCUCCCACAACUGACACCUCACCUGCAUCAAGUGACCCCCUACCUGGAUCAAGUGACUCGCUGGGUGCAAUCGCUGGCUCGCUAGCAGGAGUGAUUAUUGUCCUCAUCAUCAUAAUAGUGACAGGUGUGAUCAUUUUAGUAUUCUGCUUGAACAAGAACAGAAGGAAAGUCGAUCUCCAAAACUUACAAGGAGCUAUUUCAGAAACCAACGGUCGAAACCACCAAAUGAACAGGCAGUCGUUUGCCAACAACCAGUAUUACGAGGAGGCCCUCCACGGCAGAGGUGGUACUAUGAACGUGGAUGGCUACUUUGACGUCAACAUCAACGAUAGCAGCACAGAGCCUCUCUACCACACUGUGAGCGAGAGUAAAAUACUUCAUGCGGAGACCAUAGCCAACGAACAGGCAGCUGUUUACUAUGACAACAUUAAAGAGACUGUUAAAGUUCCUCCAUACUCGAAACUCGCCGUUAAAGAGCCACCGCUAGUUCCCAAGAAGACACCUGAACUUUACCGAGACCUCAAUAUUCAAGACGAACUGAAAAAAAGUACAGACUCACUCGUAUUACCGCCUGUGGUCGUGUUUAACGAGCAUGGAUCGGAAGUGGAGACAGUGGAAAACUUUGGGGAUGAUGAAAAUACCUACCAAGGUUUGUCAGACAGUGCAAGUGUUCAUUCGUUUCUGACUGUUCUCACAAAACCCGUAUUGAGUAUGGACUCUAAUCCAACGUACGAGUCACCUGACGCAAUUGAACCUUCAAAAGUGGACCUUUCCGACGAGAUGUAUGCAAAUCCAGAUGCUAUUGACCGAGAUUCAAAACCUGAUAGCAUAUACACGGACACUGUAGCCCCUCCCAAACCACCUCGGUCGCACAAUGCGUCACUAACGGAAGCAGAUGAGAUUUACACUGACAUUGACAAAGAUUCAGCACUAUCCGCCACAGGGCAGAAUGCAGGAAGAAUACAUCAUGCUCCACUGAACACAACUGUUGAAGAUAUAUACACGAAUCACGACUUGCCCACCCCCAGAGGAGAGAAUAUGGAGGUUAUAUAUUCAGAUGCUGAUACCCUACCCCCAGCGGAGGUUAUAUACUCAGAUGCUGACACCCUACCCCCCGCGGAGGUUAUAUACUCAGAUGCUGACACCCUACUCCCAACAACCCUACCCCCUGCGGAGGUUAUAUACUCAGACGCUGACACCUUACCCCCAACAAAUAUUGCACUAACGCACGAUGGGAUAUAUAGUAUGUCAGAGGAUGACCCUAACGCUAUCUACAUUGACCCUGAUGCAAGAAAGACUUGUUUGGACCACCUCCCUGCAAUUUACGAUACUAUUCAUCAAGAAUCCACAGUUGCCUCGAUUUUCGACCCCGAUUCCAAUCCUGUGUACGAGAACACUAUCAGUGAUGAAAAUCUAUUCCCAUAUGCUCCGAUAUACAUCGACACAGCUGCUGCGUCCGAAGUAAAGACAUUGGAACUGACCCCGGACAAUAUUCGCAAGGGGAAGACGUUGGGAUCGGGAUGUUUUGGACUUGUUGUGCUCGCAGAAACUGUCGGACUUAGUCUGAAGGAUCUUAGAAUGAGCGAUACAGAUGAUGACGAUACAAAGUCCACUCAGGUGGCCGUGAAGACGCUCAAAGCAUCUGCUUCUUCGUCAACUCGAGAAUCGUUUGAGAAAGAAUGUAAAUUCAUGUCACGGUUGAAUCAUCCUCAUGUGAUACGUUUCUUGGGUGUGUGCAAGACAGACUCCCCAUACAUCAUGAUGGAGUACCUCAAAUAUGGUGACCUCAACAACUAUCUGCAGAAAUUCGAUGCCAUAGUCAAUUUUGAGACCCGAAAUCCUGUUGAGAUUUCCGUGGCAACGCUAAUCAGAAUGUGCACCCAGAUUGCAGACGCCAUGGACUACCUUGCUUCGCAUAACUACAUUCAUCGCGAUCUAGCCACACGAAACUGUUUGGUGGGAGAUUCAAAUAUUGUUAAGCUGUCCGAUUUUGGAAUGAGUCGAAGUUUGUACGAAUCCCAUUAUUACAUCAUCAAGGGUAGGGCCAUUUUGCCGGUACGUUGGAUGGCUAGCGAAUGCUUUUACGGCAAAUUCUCUGUGAAUUCUGACAUCUGGGCCUUCGGAGUAACUAUGUGGGAGGUGUUCGUGCUCUCCAAGGAGCUCCCCUACAAAGAUUUAUCUGAUAGCGAAGUUGCCAUGGAUGCAUUGAAGGGAGCAAAGCGUCGAUCUUUGCCUAGGCCGGAAUCUUGCCCACAAGAAGUGUUCGAUAUUAUGUUACAGUGUUUGACACAUCUACCGAAAGCGAGAGCUACUUUCGAUCAACUUUUCAAAGAACUGUCAUCACUAAUUGAAAACACUGAUAAUGACGAGUGUGUAUGAAUAUUACUUAUCAUAGCAAGGAUUGUUUUUUAAAAUUCACUAUAAGCAGAAAUAUUUUUGUAGCAACAGUAAUGGUAGAUCAAUGAGUUAUCACGACACAAUAUGUUUGCAUUGCAAAAUGUGUGUAUAAUAAUUUUUAUAUGAAAUUUUAACACUGGUUGAUCCAAACAUUCAAUUUACUUC